GACAUACGUUGGAAUUUCUCCAUACACAAACACAAAUACAAAUGAUGACAACAAUACUUUUGUGUAGCCAAAAAAAAUAUGUUUGCAUAAAAAACUAACCAACCAGCCUUUUGGAAGGGAAUAAUCUAAAUGAAAAUAUUUGUUUUCGUGUUAUUAAAAAAUUUAGAAAAAAAAAAACCUAUUUCCCACAAAAAACCUGUUUUAAAUACAUCAAUUUUUGUUUUGUUUAGUUAAUUUUGUCCUUUUUUUUACUUGAUAUUUUUUAAUAUUAAAAAAAAAAAAGAAAAUAAACAAGAGUCGGAAGAAAAAAAAUUGUUCUGUCGCCUUCAACUGCAAAUCCCCGCGUGUCGUCACCAAAAGUUUGUACAAAAAAAAAGAAGAAAAUAAAAUAUAAUUUUCUCAGAUAAAAUCCAUUUGCGAUUUGCUUCAAAAAGCUUUGCAAAAACUUAACACCUGCACAAUUUAGAACUCAAAGGCAAAAAAUGACAAACCGAAAGCCAACGGCUAUGUCACGCAUGAAACAAGACUAUCUACGUCUAAAAAAGGAUCCUGUACCGUAUAUCACAGCUGAGCCCUUGCCAUCAAAUUUGCUAGAAUGGCAUUAUGUUGUUAAGGGUCCAGAAGAUUCGCCAUAUCAAGGUGGAUACUAUCAUGGCACGCUUUUGUUUCCACGUGAAUUUCCUUUCAAACCGCCUUCGAUUUAUAUGUUAACACCUAAUGGUCGAUUUAAAACAAAUACACGGCUUUGUUUAAGUAUAUCAGAUUUCCAUCCGGACACUUGGAACCCAACUUGGUCGGUUGGGACGAUUUUAACUGGCUUGCUUAGUUUUAUGCUGGAAAGUACACCUACUUUGGGUUCAACGGAAAGUUCGCUAUAUGAAAAACAACAAUACGCAAAGAAAUCUUUAGCAUUCAAUUUAAAAAAUUCAAAUUUUCGUGAACUAUUUCCUCAAAUAUGCGAUGAAAUAAAUUGCCGUUUAAAAACACAACAACAACUCCUACAAGCUACAACUACUGGCAACAAAUUGACAACGUGCAGCAAUUCAACUGGUGAAACAGUAACUGGCAGCAAUAAAGCGGCCAAAAACUAUAACAACAAUAAUGUCAAUAACGCAGCAGGUGGUACUAACGGCAGUUUAGGCGGCAUUGCCAUCAGCGAUGAGAAUGAUUUCAACGAAAAUUCCAAAAAUGAUAAUACCAACGUUAAUAAUCAUACAAAUAAUAAAAAUUCCAAUUCCGAUAGCUAUUGUAAUUGGCAUUCGAUAUAUUCUAAUUUAAUAGCAAUUAUAAGUUUUGCAAUAUUCGCAUUGAUUGUAAAUUAUGUGAUUAAGAAUUUGAAUUAAUUAGUUUUUGUUUUGAUUUAGAUGAAAUCGAAAAAUUAAAGUGAAUUGGAGGUGUGGAUACAAGAAAUUGUAAAAUAAAUAUUAUUAUUUUUAUUUAAAUGGAUCUUCAAAAAUUAUUAAAAUAAAAAAGAACAUAAUAAAGUUUUGUUCGAUUUAUCGUUA
Molecule: messenger RNA, 1505 nt
Organism: Episyrphus balteatus (marmalade hoverfly)
Lineage: Eukaryota; Metazoa; Arthropoda; Insecta; Diptera; Syrphidae
Product: ubiquitin-conjugating enzyme E2 J2
Exons: 4
Coding region: 483-1343 (286 amino acids)
Source: RefSeq, a predicted model, not a curated record